This is a messenger RNA of Nanorana parkeri, 424 nucleotides long. Its product is annotated as retinal cone rhodopsin-sensitive cGMP 3',5'-cyclic phosphodiesterase subunit gamma-like. Gene Ontology annotation, biological process: positive regulation of G protein-coupled receptor signaling pathway; positive regulation of epidermal growth factor receptor signaling pathway; visual perception. Gene Ontology annotation, molecular function: cGMP binding; 3',5'-cyclic-nucleotide phosphodiesterase activity. The record is from RefSeq and is a predicted model, not a curated record. The coding region runs from base 1 to 393 and encodes 130 amino acids. The transcript is spliced from 3 exons. Gene Ontology annotation, cellular component: photoreceptor outer segment membrane. NCBI's taxonomy places the organism in Eukaryota, Metazoa, Chordata, Amphibia, Anura, Dicroglossidae.
AUGGGGGGCAGCGCCGAGGACGGGGGUGACAAAGAGGUGAAAGCCGAAGCCAACACGGAAGAGACCAUCGAAGAGGACAAGGAAGGAGAGGAGAACACCAACGGGGAAGCCGGACCAAACGAGAAUGACUCAAUGGAAGCCGAUAAGCUGAUGGCAACGUUGGACAGCCAAGAAACGGUAGCCAAAGCGGGGCCGACCCCCAGGAAAGCUCCGAGAUUUAAACAGAGGAAGUCCAAAGAGUUUAAAAGCAGACCUCCGAAAAAGGGAGUUUUAGGUUUUGGAGAUGAAAUUCCAGGAAUGGACGGACUAGGAACAGAUAUCAAUGUUAUAUGUCCUUGGGAGGCGUUCAACCACCUGGAGUUGCAUGAACUGUCGCAGUUCGGGAUCAUCUGACCAUCAGUAUUUAUCAGUUCGGCUCUUUUUG